Sorex fumeus (smoky shrew) is the source of this 4314-nucleotide messenger RNA. RefSeq names its product endothelin converting enzyme 1 (gene ECE1). Bases 121 to 2385 code for a protein of 754 amino acids. Gene Ontology annotation, biological process: peptide hormone processing. The transcript is spliced from 19 exons. The record is from RefSeq and is a predicted model, not a curated record. Gene Ontology annotation, molecular function: metalloendopeptidase activity. Lineage: Eukaryota; Metazoa; Chordata; Mammalia; Eulipotyphla; Soricidae. Gene Ontology annotation, cellular component: plasma membrane.
CCGGCGCCCGAGCCGCGCCGGCCCGCCGAGAGGCGCGCGCGCCGCCGUCCGAGAGCGCGGCCCGAGCGGAGGCGCGGGUCGGGCGGGAGCAGCGGCGCGGGCGGGCGCCCGAGCGCGAGCAUGAUGUCGACCUACAAGCGCGCCACGCUGGACGAGGAGGACCUGGUGGACUCGCUCUCCGAGGGGGACGGCUACCCGAACGGCCUGCAGGUGAACUUCCGCAGCUCCCGGACGGGCCAGCGAUGUUGGGCCACACGGACCCCGGUGGAGAAGCGGCUGGUGGUGCUGGUGGCCUUUCUGGCAGUAGGACUGCUCAUCAGCCUGGCAGCGCUGGGCGUCCAGUACCGGACAAGUAGCCCUCCAGUGUGCCUGAGCGAGGCCUGUGUCUCUGUCACCAGCUCCAUCUUGAGCUCCAUGGACCCCACAGUAGACCCCUGCCAGGACUUCUUCACCUACGCCUGCGGUGGCUGGAUCAAAGCCAACCCUGUGCCUGAUGGCCACUCACGCUGGGGGACCUUCAGUAACCUUUGGGAACACAACCAAGCCAUCAUCAAGCACCUCCUGGAGAACUCCACAGCUAGUGUGAGCGAGGCAGAAAGGAAGGCUCAGGUGUACUACCACGCGUGUAUGAACGAGACCAGGAUCGAGGAGCUCAAGGCCAAGCCCCUGAUGGAGCUGAUCGAGCGGCUUGGGGGCUGGAACAUCACAGGGCCCUGGGACAAGGACAACUUCCAGGACACCCUGCAGGUGGUCACCUCCCACUACCGCACCUCGCCCUUCUUCUCCGUCUAUGUCAGCGCCGACUCCAAGAACUCCAACAGCAACGUGAUCCAGGUGGACCAGUCUGGCCUGGGCUUACCCUCUCGGGACUAUUACCUGAACAAAACCGAAAAUGAGAAGGUGCUGACAGGAUACCUGGACUACAUGGUCCAGCUGGGGAAGCUGCUAGGCGGCGGGGACGAGGACGCCAUCCGGUCUCAGAUGCAGCAGAUCCUGGACUUCGAGACGGCGCUGGCCAACAUCACCAUCCCGCAGGAGAAGCGUCGGGACGAGGAGCUCAUCUACCACAAAGUGACGGCAGCUGAGCUGCAGACCCUGGCGCCUGCCAUCAACUGGCUGCCCUUCCUCAACACCAUCUUCCACCCCGUGGAGAUCAACGAGUCAGAGCCCAUCGUGGUCUACGACAAAGAGUACCUGGGGCAGGUGUCCACCCUCAUCAACAACACCGACAAGUGCCUGCUGAACAACUACAUGAUCUGGAACCUGGUGCGGAAGACCAGCUCCUUCCUCGACCAGCGCUUCCAGGAUGCCGACGAGAAGUUCAUGGAGGUCAUGUACGGGACCAAGAAGACCUGCCUUCCCCGCUGGAAGUUCUGCGUGAGCGACACGGAAAACAACCUGGGCUUCGCCCUGGGCCCCAUGUUUGUCAAAGCGACCUUCGCUGAGGACAGCAAGAACAUAGCCAGUGAGAUCAUCCUGGAGAUCAAGAAGGCAUUUGAGGAAAGCCUGAACACGCUGAAGUGGAUGGACGAGGACACUCGGAAGGCAGCCAAGGAUAAGGCGGAUGCGAUCUACAACAUGAUCGGGUACCCCAACUUCAUCAUGGACCCCAAGGAGCUUGACAAGGUCUUCAAUGACUACUCCACAGUGCCAGGUCUUUACUUCGAGAAUGCCAUGCGGUUCUUCAACUUCUCCUGGAGGGUCACUGCCGACCAGCUCCGGAAAGCUCCCAACAGAGACCAGUGGAGCAUGACCCCACCCAUGGUGAAUGCCUACUACUCACCCACCAAGAAUGAGAUCGUGUUUCCAGCCGGAAUCCUGCAGGCUCCCUUCUACACCCGCUCCUCACCCAAGGCCUUAAAUUUUGGUGGCAUUGGUGUCGUCGUGGGCCAUGAGCUGACUCAUGCAUUUGACGAUCAAGGACGGGAGUAUGACAAGGACGGGAACCUGCGGCCCUGGUGGAAGAACUCGUCGGUGGAGGCCUUCAAGCAGCAGACGGAGUGCAUGGUGGAGCAGUACGGCAACUACAGCGUGAACGGGGAGCCCGUGAAUGGGCGGCACACGCUCGGGGAGAACAUCGCCGACAACGGGGGCCUCAAGGCGGCCUAUCGGGCCUACCAGAACUGGGUGAAGAAGAAUGGGCCCGAGCAGACGCUGCCCACCCUGGGCCUCUCCAACAACCAGCUAUUCUUCCUGGGCUUUGCACAGGUCUGGUGCUCCGUGCGCACGCCCGAGAGCUCCCACGAAGGCCUCAUCACGGACCCUCACAGCCCUUCCCGCUUCCGGGUCAUCGGCUCCAUCUCCAACUCCAAGGAGUUUUCGGAACACUUCCACUGCCCGCUGGGCUCCCCUAUGAACCCGCCUCACAAGUGUGAAGUCUGGUGAGGUGUGAGCAAGAGCCAAGACAGGGGCUGGCACCGUGAGGCGCUGCCCAGCCCCUCACCCCCCCACCAUACUGGCAGGCUUCCCGGGGCCAGCAGAGCCCGGGGUUAGGCGGGAGGGGGGUCUCUGCAUCGUCUGAGAUUUGGUCCCCGCAAAGACCCUGUCGCCCCCAGACCCUGUGCCAGCUCUGACAGGCUCUAGGGGGACAGACCGGGUCCCACAUCGACAAGGGGGGCAGGACACGGCCCCCGCCCACAUCCAGCGCCAGAAGCACCACAGACGCCACUGUGUCAAAUGUUUUAAAGAUAUAUUUUUGGGGAAAACUAUUUUUUAAACAUUGUGGAAUACACUGGAAAUCUUCAGGGAAAUAAGACAUUUAAAACACUUUUUUUUUAAAGGGAAGAAUUGGUAUAUUUAUUAUGUUUUGUUUUUCUAAGUAACCUGUGGACAAGGGAAGCCCCUGACAGUCCCCCCUUUCCCCUGCCUCACGGCCGCAUCAGACUGAAACUGAGCUUUGAGCAGGCCCCAGAUCUAGUGCUGGGCCCCUGGGCUCCACCAGCCCCCUCCCCUCACUGCCAUUGCUCCCCCAGGGUCCGGGCAGCCUGGAGGCCUGGCACGGGGAGUGGCCCACACACUGGCACGCCUGCCCUGGUGACUUGUCUGUAGGCCCUGGGCACCCAGAGCCCUCCGGGCCACUGCCCACCCCCCACCCCCCGCCACCACCCCCCACCCUGUGCAGUAGAUGCCUCAUUGAGCCCUUUUCUUUCUGCUCUGGGGGCCCCAUUGCCCUCCUGCAGCAUCGCCACCCCCCCAUCCCAGCCUCUGAGGGGUCAGCCUUGCCCAGCCUCUUCCCCAGGGGAUGGAGAAGUAAAAAUGCACCACAGCCCCAGGAAAUCCACCCUCAGCUCCAGCCCCGCCCCCACCCUCCAGUGCCUUAUCUGAGGCUGUGGCUUGGGCUCCCCGCUAAGGAGACCCUCCCCCCACCCAGCCCCCAGGGGCCCUGUGGCCUCUGCAGUCAAGCCCCCAAGUGACCUAAUUGGAACUCAAGGCCAUACCCCCCCUCCUCGCGUCACCCACCCUGCUCCCCUCCAGCCCCCAGCAGCUCCGGCCUCAGGACCAGUGGCCUUCCUGGAGGCCCAAAGUCUGGGCGGCUUCCUGAACUUGCACAGCGUUCCGAACCACCCCAGCCCCUGGGCUGGACCAGGACAGUCCCCUCAGUGGAGACACAGCCCGCCCCAGGCAGCUGUGCCUCAUCCGUGUGGCAUGAGGUGGGGUGCCAAGACAGCCACACGUCCUCCCCCAGCAUCUUGAGGAACCGCCCAGGUCGUGCUCAGCAUAGCCCACCCCUGUCUGGGGAAGCCGGUGCCCUCCCACCUCAGCAGCCUGGGCCACCUCCCUCACUUCACCAGAAGGGAACCCUCCCCGCCCAGAGGAGCAGGAGACACUCAGGGACGGCCUCGCCCGCUGCAGCUCAGCCGCCGAGCAGAGGGGGGCUGUGGGGAGUGGACUGCGGAGGAUGAGGCGCCUUGUCCCUCAGCUGGUCAGAAGGAAAAGCGAGAGUCGCUCCCAAGUAGGCUUUCCCGGGCACCUGCUGUGCCCCCUGUCACCCACCCUCCUGCCAUCCCCGUGGAAGACCACCGCCCAGGAGAGCAGGUGUCGGCACAUGGCGUGGCAGGGAGCCCUCCCGCCGCCCCAGCCAGAAGCCAGUGUCCCCCAGGAGAUCGUGGGCCGCAUUCCUGCUUCAGGAUGUGCCAGCAGGGCCCAGGAGGACGCCAGCUGCAGGGCCGGAAGCCACGGCCACCCUGCUGGUACCCCUCCUCACCCCGAAUCCUCGAGAAAGAAACUGAGCGGAGCAGGGGCAGCUGCCCCCGCCAGUCCCUGCCCACGGGGCCGUCUCCUCUAUGGGUACGUGGACGGGGCUUGGAGCUGGGA